Molecule: messenger RNA, 12811 nt
Organism: Coregonus sp. 'balchen'
Lineage: Eukaryota; Metazoa; Chordata; Actinopteri; Salmoniformes; Salmonidae
Source: the annotation of a GenBank genome assembly
ACUCACAGCUUGCAGGAUAUGAGGCAGCAGGCGGCUAUCGCUGCCAAAGUCUUCAUCCAGAGAGACUACACCAACGGCACUGUCUGCCAGUUCCAGACCAAGUUCCCUUCUGAACUGGAGACCAGGGUACGCUAAAGCACUCUGAUAACACUGUGAUCUGAGCCAAUAUGCAUAGUGUCUCAGAGUAGGAGUGCUGAUUUUAGGAUCAGUUUGGCCUUUUAGAUAACAAUGAAUAAGAUUGCAUGGACAGGCAGGACCUGAUCCUAGAUCAGCACUCCCCCUGAUCUGCAAAGCCUUCUUGCAAGAUCUAUUUGAUGGAUCAGACAGACGUCAGGGCUCUAAAGUGCGACCAUUUUACUUGCAUAUGCGCCUAAAUAUUUUGCUGUGCGACCUGGCAUUUUUAUUUAGGAGCACCAAUGCACCUAGAAGAAGUAAGGAUUCUAAGAAUUCUAGCUUCAAUACUUAAUUGUGCUCCUAAAUGUCUUUGUGUGCGCCUACAUUUUUCAACAUAGGCACACACGUGCUCCUUGUAAAAAAAAAAAAGGUCAGCAUAGAGCCCUGGACGUAUAACAUGUUUCUUUCCCGUGUCCAGCUCCUCCAGAUAUACGGUGCAUUCGGAAAGUAUUCAGACCCCAUGACUUUUUCCACACCUGUAUUUGGGGAGUUUCUCUCAUUUUUCUCUGCAGAUCCUCUCAAGCUCUGUCAGGUUGGAUAGGGAGCGUCGCUGUACAGCUAUUUUCAGGUCUCUCCAGAGAUGUUCGAUCGGGUUCAAGUCCGGGCUCUGGCUGGGCCUCUCAAGGACAGUCAGAGACUUGUCCCGAAGCUACUCCUGUGUUGUCUUGGCUGUGUGCUUAGGGUCGUUGUCCUGUUGGAAGGUGAACCUUGCCCCAGUCUGAGGUCCUGAGCAGGUUUUCAUCAAGGAUCUCUGUACUUUGCUCUGUUCAUCUUUCCCUCGAUCCUGACUAGUCUCCCAGUCCCUGCUGCUGAAAAACAUCCCCACAACAUGAUGCUGCCACCACCAUGCUUCACCGUAGGGAUGGUGCCAGGUUUCCUCCAGAUGUGAUGCUUGGCAUUCAGGCCUAAGAGUUCAGGCCAAAGAUUUCAGUCUUGGUUUCAUCAGACCAGAGAAUCUUGAUUCUCAUGGUCUGAGAGUCCUUUAGGUGCCUUUUGGCAAACUCCAAGCGGGCUGUCUUGUGCCUUUUACUGAGGUGUGGCUUCCAUCUGGCCACUCUACCAUAAAGGCCUGAUUGGUGGAGUGCUGCAGAAAUGAUUGUCCUUCUGGAAGGUUCUCGCAUCUCCACAGAGGAACUCUGGAGUUCCAUCGGGUUCUUGGUCACCUUCCUGACCAAGGCCCUUCUCCCCCAUGCGGCCAGCUCUAGGAAGAGUGUUGGUGGUUCCAAACUUCUUCCAUUUAAGAAUGAUGGGAGAACACUGUGUUCUUGGGGACCUUCAAUGCUGCUGAAUUUUUUGGUACCCUUUCACAGAUCUGUGCCUCGACAAAAUCCUGUCUCGGAGCUCUACUGACAAUUCCAUUCGACCUCAUGGCUUGGUUUUUGCUCUGACAUGCACUGUCAACUGUGGGACCUUUCCAAAUGUUACAUUUUAGUAAUUUAGCAGACGCUCUUAUCCAGAGCGACUUACAGUUAGUGAGUGCAUACAUUUUUCAUACUGGCCCCCUGUGAGAAUAGAACCCACAACCCUGGCGUUGCAAACGCCAUGCUCUACCAACUGAGCUACACGGGGCCCCAAAUCAUGUCCAAUCAAUUGAAUUUACCACAGGUGGACUCUAAUCAAGUUGUAGAAACAUCUCAAGGAUGAUCAAUGGAAACAGGAUGCACCUGAGCUCAAUUUCAAGUCUCUUAUGCAAAUAAGAUAUUUCUGUUUCUUAUUUUUAAUACAAACCUGUCUUCGCUUUGUCAUUAUGGGCUAUUGUGUGUAGAUUGAAGAGGACAUUCCUGAAUACUUUCCGAAUGCACUGUAUCUCUCAUCUCCUUUUAGUUAGAGCCGUAUGGGGUUAGUAGAAGGCUAGGAGCAGAAAACGUCAAGUGAUCUAGUCUUUAUCCUCAUUUGAACUGUCACGCUUGAGAGCAGGUCCAUGAGGAAAACAGACUCCUGUUCCAUGCCAACAUAAAAAAAUGUACUGCUAAGUAAAUGGUUAGAGCAGAGUUCACAGGACUUUUUGGGGUUGACAUGCAUGCCACAUGAAAAGAGUGACUUUACAACAGCUUUGUGGUUUAAUGGCACUUCCCUCUUGAUUGGGUGGUCUCUCUUUGGCACACUUGUUUUCCUGUAGGAUGUACUACACAUACCACUGCUGAAGAAAUACAGCAUGCUACUCCUCAGGGAGUCUAUCCACAGCUACAGUGCCUCAUCAUAAAAAACCUUUCCAACAUUUCUCCCAUCCCCUUGCUAGCAUAGUAUAUCAUAGGCAAUGUACUGCCAAACUUUUUAAGUGAGCUUGUUCUUUUUUAUACAGUCAUAUUUAUUUCACCUUGUCAAGAUUUUAUUUUAUUUAUUUUUACAAAUCUCAGGAGUGACAAAAUACCUCAUUUAUAAAUACUUAAUUUUAUUCAACUUUGGAUUCAUGUUGCUCUUUUGCUGGAAUAGAUCAUGGGGCAGCACAUUCUGUUGAUGAUUUUCACCUCUAUUUAAGGUUAUUUAGUUAUUAUUGUACAUUAUUACAUGUUCUUUUCUUAAGUUUAGGUAGAAGAGAAUGUCUGGAAAAGUGUUCAGUGUAUUUGGCAGAUAGCUAGCCAGACCAGCCAGGGACAGUGAAACAAAUUGAUAAUUCUGUCAAAUUUUCUCACAUGUUGACCUUAGAUCGCUUGACACAAAGUAGGCUAAAUAAGGUGUUUAAGGUGUUAUCUGGGUCGUUCCACCUCAAAAAGCACAAGAAAGAGGUUUCGACAGCCACCAUCUCAGAAUUUUCUGAAAUCGUUUCUGUAGUUAGAAACAGAUAAAAUUAUCCUUCCUGCAACAUUAUUUUGUUGAAUAAUAAUUAGAUCUCUGAGAAAUUAAGCUAAUUGAUUCCACCCAAAUUGGCCAUUUUUAAUUAUAGGAUUCACAUAAUAUUAAAUAAAUAUAGUACCUAACAUGCUGACCACACCGCCCACGUCGCCUGCACGAGCGUUGCAAAAUAAAUGUACACAUGCAUGUUAUUCAAUCAUUGCACCCACACUGCUCGCGCGCGUCAAUGAGCGUCUGCGUAGCCAGGCGCUAUAGUAGUAGAACUAUUUGUAACGCUUGAUGCACUGCAAGUCCCGCCUCUCCCAUCUCCUCAUUGUUUUGUAGGACCAUAUACCCACGUGGAUGAUUGAAAGAUGAACUGAGGUCCACACUCCAGUCCAGAUGGUGGUGGUAAAACACCUUAAAGUUGGUUGCUAACCGCCAUAUAAAGUCCAAAGAAGAAGAAGAAGAAGCCUGAAGGAGGAGAGAUUAGUAGAAACAAACUCGGUUUACCCUUUUAUCUGUGGAUUAAUUGGAUUAAAAUAACAACCCAAUGUUUAUAUCCCAGGACAAAUUAGUUAGCAACAGCAAGCUAGCUAGCUAAAUUGGCAUAAAUGUUAAAUGCUUUUCGAACCUGUCCCCAGAUUAAUAUAGUUGGUUCAGAGUUCGUUUUGAUAUUUCAACCUGUGUGUCCUGUUCACGUCUGGUGUGGGUGGACAAAAUCAACAUGUGCGCGAGCGGUGUGGUCAGCAUGUAACAUACGAUUUGGACAAAACUUAUUCCUAACAAUGAGUAAGCCACUGAUGGACCCCACACCAAGCCAACCCCAACGCCCAGUAUACAAUAUCAUUUCUAUAUGGUUUGACAAGUAGUAUGAAGCUGCGGCUUGGAGGAUUGUUUAUUCAUACUAUGUAAUGUAUUCUUAGUGAAUUUUGUGAUGUUUUUUUUCCCCUGUUCAGAAAAAUGAGCCAUUGAAGUAGCUUUCAUUUCCCCCCAUAAAUAAGUGUGAAAGUACCAGGUUUUGCCCCCACUAGAUGCCGCUGUUCCUGCUAUUGCCACACCCUUUUAUCUACACUGAUCAAAAAUAUAAACACAACAUGUUAAGCAUUGGUCCUGUGUUUCGUGACCUGAAAUAAAAGAUCCCAGAAAUGUUCCAUACGCACAAAAAGCUUAUUUCUCACAUUUUGUGCACAAAUUUGUUUACAUCGAUGUUAGUAAGCAUUUCUCCUUCGCCAAGAUAAUCCAUCCACCUGACAGGGGUGGCAUAUCAAGAAGCUGAUUAAAAAGCAUGCACCUUGUUCUGGGGACAAAAAAAAUGUUUGUCACACAACACAAUGCCACAGAUGUCUCAAGUUUUGAGGGAGUGUACAGUUGGCAUACUGACUGCAGGAAUGUCCACCAGAGCUGUUGCCAGAGAAUUGAAUGUUAAUUUCUUUACCAUAAGCUGCCUCAGUGUCGUUUUAGAGAAUUUGGCAGUACAUCCAACUGGCUUCACAACCGCAGACCACGUGUAACCACGCCAGCCCAGGACCUCCACAUCCGGCUUCUUCACCUGCGGGAUCGUCUGAGACCAGCCACCUGGACAGCUGAUGAAACUGUGGGUUUGCACAACCGAAGAACUUCUGCACAACUGUCAGAAACCAUCUCAGGGAAGCUCAUCUGCAUGCUCGUCGUCAUCACCAGGGUCUUGACCUGACUGCAGUUCGGCGUCAUAACCAACUUCAGUGGGCAAAUGCUCACCUUCGAUGGCUACUGGCAUGCUGGAGAAGUGUGUUCUUCACAGAUUAAUCCUGGUUUCAACUGUACUGGGCAGAUUGCAGACUGCAUAGCGUGUAUGGUGUUGUGUGGGAGAGCAGUUUGCUGAUGUCAACAGAGUGCCGCAUGGUGGCGGUGGGGUUAUGGUAUGGGCAGGCAUAAGCUACGGACAACGAACACAAUUGCAUUUUAUCGAUGGCAAUUUGAAUGCACAGAGAUACAGUGACGAGAUCCUGAGGCCCAUUGUCAUGCAAUUUAUCCACCGCCAUCCCAUCAUGUUUGAGCAUGAUCGUGCACAGCCCUAUAUCGCAAGGAUCUGUACACAAUUCCUGGAAGCUGAAAAUGUCCCAGUUCUUCCAUGGCCUGCAUACUCACCAGACAUGUCACCCAUUGAGCAUGUUUGGGAUGUUCUGGAUCGACGUGUACGACAGCGUGUUCCAUUUCCCGCCAAUAUGUGACCAACAAAUGCAUAUCUGAAACCAACAGAUGCAUAUCUGUAGUCCCAGUCAUGUGAAGUCCAUAACAUUAGGGCCUAAUGAAUUUUUUUCAAUUGACUGAUUUCCUUAUAUGAACUGUAACUCAGUAAAAUCUUUUGAAAUUGUAGCAUGUUGCGUUUAUACUUUUGUUCAGUAUAUUUUGCUGUUCCCUUUUAUCAAAUGAAUCACAACAUUUUCUUUGCAACUUUGGGUAGAAAACCAAAAGCUUCUGUUCAUGAUGAAAAUAAAUUGUGUGGUCAUCCUCACAAUUCAAGCCAGUCCACAAUGAAAGCAAUUCAGUUUAUCCUUCUCUUCGGCUUUAUCUGUAUCCAGGAAACGGCCCCUGUGUGUGUGGUUUAUUCUCCUUCGGAAAAAGUCUGGAUUAGUUAGACCAGGGAUGGGCGACUGGCGGCCCGCGGAUCAAUUGUUGAGCAUUAGAAUAAUAGAAUGCACAAGGUACAAUUUAGAAAUUUGGUUGUGCAUCAGCAGUUUUUCUCUUAUGUCAGUCACUGACAGUCACUCAAUUAGCCCAUGUCAACGUUUUUAUUUAGUUAUUGGUAAAUUAGUUUAGCGGCCAGUUAUCUAAACUUCUAGUAAUCAUGGUCUAAUUACCGAUCGAUUUUGUUAGUCUCUCUCACUCAGAUAUCAUAUUAAAAACUGCAAACAUUUUUCUCGACCCUAUGGCAAAAAUGUUGAAUUGAAGGAAAUUAGCUGUAAAACUGCGGCCCCUCAUGUUAAGUUCAGAUUUUUUUGUGGCCCCCUCUAUCAAAGUUGCCCAUCCCUGAGUUAGACCAUUCCUGGUGAACAAGCAAACCAUUAGACUACAGCAGUUCUAAUGGUUUCAAUGUUAUGGUCUGUAAGGGUCUUCAUUGGUAAAAGUCAGAAACACACACUGUAUAGUGUUUUGUAAUGGUGUUGGGUUUAAUGUUAAAUGUCACUAAUCACACAACAUAUAUAAAAAAAAACGUAAGACUGCCAUGCAAUUGUUUAUAAUUGUAUUUUUGUAUUAGGGUAGUCACAACAUUUUAGUCACUAGCCCAUUUCUCUAGGAAAGUUGUGGGCUUCAUAUGAGAAUUGCACCAUAGGGAUAGCCCUUUCAGAGAGCUACCACUUGUUGAAUUAUUCAAGGAGAGCUCGAUUUAAAGCAUUAGGUUGCUAAGAGAAGGACAAACUAAAUUGCUUUCAUGGAAGACUGACUUGACUUGUGAGGAUGACCACAUAAUGUAUUUUCAUCAUGAGCAAAAGCUAUUGGUAUUCUACCCAAAGUUGCAAAGAAAAUUGUGUGAUCCAUUUGAUAAACACAAGAGACCAGCAAAAUGGAUAAAAGGGUGUGGCAGUAGCAGGAACAGUGAUAUCUUCUGGGCAAAGCCUGGUACUUUCACACUAAUUCAUGGGGGGAAAUGUAAGCUACUUCAAUGGCUAAUUUCUCUGAACAGGGGGAAAAAACAUCACCAAAUUCACUGAGUAUAUAUUACAUAGUAUCAAUAAACAAUACUCCAAGCCGCAGCUUUAUACUACUUGUCAAACAUAGAGAAAUGAUACUGGCCAUUGGGGUGGGCUUGGUGUGGGGUUUGGGUGACCUGUGGCUUUUGAUCAUUUAUUUGGAUUCCUUGAAUCUUAAUCAUUGUUUGGUCCAAAUCAAAUGUUGGGUACUAUACUAUUUAUUGAAUAUUAUAUGAAUCCAUAAAUUGAAAUGGCCAAUUUGGGUGCAAUCAAUUAGCUUAUUUAGAAACAUUCCUGCAAUAUUAUUUUAACUACAGAAACCAUUUCAGAACAAUCUGAGAUAGUGGGUGUAAUGGGUUGACGAAAUGACAUGGAACGAUCCAUCUAUCGUCUAAUACUACUACCGUAGCACACGCUUCCUAAAGUGCACAUCAACACUUUUCAAAUCACAGCAUCUAACGUAAUGGAAAGAUGUUCAGACGAAGGAGAAAUGUGGUUUGAAUCCCAGCCUUUAGAUGGGAAAUUCGAGGGUGAACAAAGACUCCUCACGGCAGGCACCAAACAUGCCUAAGACCACUGAUCUGUUGGAGCUUGUUGUUACAUUCCUUGGGCACAUGGGAGCAUAACUUGGAGGCUGUUCAGAGGCCCAGAGGGCCUGGCUGCUCCCCUCAUCUGGUCUGGUCUGGAGGCCACUCUCCAGUCCACUCUCUCAGGCUGUAUCCCAAAUGGCACCCUAUUCCCUAUAAAGUUCACUACUUUUGACAAGAGCUCUAUGGGCCCUGGUCAAAAGUAGUACACUGUAUAGGGGAUAGGGUGCCAUUUGGGAUGCAAUCUCACCGUCUCCAUUAGGCCUGCUCAGGAGCCCAGAGUGGAGACUCGCGCCAACACUCAGUCAAAACACCCUUCACUACUUCCAGUGGUCCAACAGCCCUUGGCCUCCCCUCAGUGGAGCAGGCCUGACCUGACGUGAUGAGUGAAUGUUAGUGUUAGCCAGCUCUUAAUUCCACUCUGUCCGUAAUUAGGGAGUGUAAUUGCUUCUACUCUGUCAGAGCCACAUUGCAUCUCUCAUAUCAGCAACACUAAACCUAUCAUCACCAGUUUGAUGGAAACAGCAGGACACACCAAAACCUUUAGUGAGGAAUCUGACUGUCUCUCCUAGCUAGUCUCUGCCAGUAGAUAAGGAGAGACAGUCAGAUUCCUCACUAGAGGUUUUGGUGUGUCCUGCUGUGGUAUAAAGUGAAAACAUGCGGUGAGCACACAGCCAAGGCAUCCUAAUUAUUUUGCCAAUAGUGGAGAGAGAUGCUGCAUUCUCUGAUUUUUAAAAACACGAUUCGAAUCAACCCACUCAUUUAUACCGAGGAUGAAAGUAACAGAUAAUUUUAACUUGCCAUAUGUUAAAUAUCUAACACUCCAUUUACUCAUCUAAAAUAGUAACUGUGAUGUAUUUUUCUAUCUUGAUUGCCUUCCCUUAGAUCUCACCUUGUGUAUUAUCUUCAAAGAGACAGUUUUUGAUUUUACUUGGGUUGCUUUCCAAAUGGCACCCUAUUCCCUCUAUAAAGUACACAACUUUUGACCAGAGCCUUAUGAGCCCUGGUCAAAUGUAGUGCACUAUAUAGGGAAUAUGGUGCUAUUUGAGAUGCAACUUGAUUGGUUGUGUGUUUCAGAUUGAUAAGCAGCAGUUUGAGGAGACGGUGAGGAUGUUGAACAACCUGUAUGCUGAGGCAGAGAAGCUGGGAGGCUCGUCGUAUCUGGAGGGCUGUCUGGCCUGCCUCACAGCUUACACUAUAUUCCUCUGUAUGGAGACACACUACGAGAAGGUGAGAGACCUUAACUAAUCCACACAACUAGGGUUGCAAAAUUCUGGUAACUUUCCCAAAAUUCCCAGGUUUUCCAAAAAUCCUGGUUGGAAGAUUCCCGGAAUCAGAAGAGAAUAAGUAGGAAAUGGGAACCCAAACCAGUACAGUGAUCACAUUUCAUGGAAGUUGAAAUGAGAUGUGAGGUAUUGAUAUGAAUAUAAUUAAUGGCAGAGAGCAGUACAGCUCUAACAGUAGUACCCAUACAAGCAGAUAUAGACAUAAUCUGAUAUGUGAUUUAACAUUUAGAGUGAGUAUACUAUUACUACACAAAAGCCUUUUUCAGAUCCAGCUCUACCAGUUGGCACAUACAACCAUAUAGGAAUGUAUUUAUUCCUGUGAUGCAUUGACUUAGGCUCCUCGAGGGAGUCAUAUCAAAUCAAAUAUAUUUAUAAAGCCCUUUUUACAUCAGCUGAUGUCACAAAUUGCUUAUACAGAAACCCAGCCUAAAACCCCAAACAGCAAGCAAUGCAGAUGUAGAAGCACGGUGGCUAGGGAAAUCGCCCUAGAAAGGCAGGAACCUAGGAAGAAACCUAGAGAGAAACCAGGCUCUGAGGAGUGGCCAGUCUUCUUCUGGCUGUGCCGGGUGGAGAUUAUAAGAGUACAUGGCCAUUAAAGCCAGACCGUUCUUCAAGAUAUUCACACGUUCAUAGAUGACCAGCAGGGUCAAAUAAUAAUCACAGUGGUUGUAGAGGGUGCAAUAGGUCAGCACCUCAGGAGUAAAUGCCAGUUGGCUUUUCAUAGCCGAGCAUUCGGAGGUCGAGACAGCAGGUGCGGUAGGGAGAGCGAGAGGGAGGGAGAGGGAGAGAGAGAGGGUCGAAAACAGCAGGUCCUGGACAAGGUAGCACGUCCCGUGAACAGGUCAGGGUUCCAUAGCCUCAGGCAGAACAGUUGAAACUGGAGUAGCAGCAUUACAAGGUAGCACGUUAGCACGUCUGGUGAACAGGUCAGGGUUCCAUAGCCACAUGCAAAACAGCAGAAACUGGAUCAGCAGAGAGAGGGAGAGCACACUUAAGUUAACACAGGACACCAGAUAAGACAGGAGAAUUUCACCAGAUAGGACAGACUGACCCUAGCCCCCCAGACUGACCCUUGCCCCCCAGCACAUAGACUAUUGCAGCAUAGAUACUGGAGGCUGAGACAGGAGGGGUCAGGGGACACUGUGGACAUGGCCAACCAGGCAGGAUAUAACCCCGCCCCUUUGCCAAAGCACAGCCCCCACACCGCUAGAGGGAUAUCAACAGUGCACCAACUUACUACCCUGAGACAAGGCUGAGUAUAGCCCACGAAGAUCUCCUCCACCGCACAAGUCCGAGGGGGCACAAUCUGGACAGGAAGAUCACGUCAGUGACUCAACCCACUCAAGGCGAGUAGAGUGAAAAAAGCCUUGCACGAUGUGACGCACCCCUCCUAGGGACGGCCUGGAAGAGCACUAGUAAGCCAGUGACUCAGCCCCCGUAAUAGGGUCAGCGGCAGAGAAUCCCAGUGGAGAGAGGGGAGCCAGCGGUUCGUCACUCCAGUGCCUUGCCGUGCAACCCAAUAAGAAAUACGGGUUAUGUCCCAUUAAUCUCUCCUUUCUCCUGAAUUGUGCCAGUGUUAAUUUCGUCAACAAUAACUAUGACGAAAAAUACUCGUCAAUGACCUAUUUUUCCAGAUUAAAACUAUAAUGAUAACGAGACGAGAUGCCCUGGGAAAAAAACGAUUACAAAUUACUUUUCAUUUUAGUCAACGGAAAUGUGAGGCUUUCAUAUAGGCCAUUUUUGCUUUGAUCACAUUAGAAGCUCUAUUUUCCCAUGUGCUCUGUUAUUCAUUCAUCUGUGUUGCCGCUUUUUCGCCGUGGUCCGCAGAUACGAGUUGCAGUUGCUUUUUUCCUAUGGGAAAAACAAAUGCAAUUUGUUACAUUUUUGGAGUACAGUAAUACUUCUGGCAUUUUUGCAAAGCUCAAAUUCUCCCAUUUUCAAGGAAACCACUGUUAUUUACCCCCUUGACGGUUAUAAUAGGGAGAAAAUCUGAGCUGUAAAUUGUUUAACAUGUAGCCAAUAUGGUUAAUUAUGGCUGGCAUUGGUUACAAUCUGCCACAAUAUCAAUGUUGCCAGCUAGGGUAUACGUGGGGAUAUUAGGCCUAGUUGGACUAUCUGAAUGUGCAGAUGAUUGAAGUUAGAGGUUGCCUAGAUAUUCAUUAUUUAAUAGAAAAAAUGCACUGACUAUUAUGUGACUAAAAUGGCUGUGACUAAAACUAGACAACAUUUUUCGACAGUUUUAGUCGACUGACAACAAAAACUAACAAAGGAUGAAAUUCCUAAAAUGUGACUAAGACUAAAAUAUAUUUUAAGACUAAAAUAGCUGACAAAAUUAACACUGAAGUGUGCACUCUUUCACCUAUCCCCACAAAUGUAAAAUCAUUAGAUUGGUGUAGGCAUGGGUUAGCUUGAGGGAGUUUCUUUAUGCCAGUCAUUUUCUUUCAAAUCCAUGAAGGGAAGGGAACAAGUGCACACUUCGGGAUAAAGGACAGAUUAUUGGAAAGCAACCUUUGGGAACUUGUGUUAUGUACAGUGCAUUCGGAAAGUAUUCAGACCCCUUGACUUUUUCCACAUUUUGUUACGUUACAGCCUUAUUCUUAAAAUGGAUUAAAUAUUUUUUUCCCCUCAUCAAUACCCCAUAAUGACAAAGCAAAAACAGGUUUUUAGAUGUUUCUGCAAAAGUAUUCAGACCCUUUACUCAGUACUUUGUUGAAGCACCUUUGGCAGCGAUUACAGCCGCGAGUCUUCUUGGGUAUGACGCUACAAGCUUGACACACCUGUAUUUGGGGAGUUUCUCCCAUUCUUCUCUGCAGAUCCUCUCAAGCUCUGUCAGGUUGGAUGGGGAGCGUCGCUGCACAGGUAUUUUCAGGUCUCUCCAGAGAUGUUCGAUCGGGUUCAAGUCCGGGCUCUGGCUGGGCCACUCAAGGACAUUCAGAGACUUGUCCCGAAGCCACUCCUGCAUUGUCUUGGCUGUGUGCUUAGGGUCGUUGUCCUGUUGGAAGGUGAACCUUCACCCCAGCCUGAGGUCCUGAGCACUCUGGAGCAGGUUUUCAUCAAGGAUCUCUCUGUACUUUGCUCCGUUAAUCUUUCCCUCGAUCCUGACUAGUCUCGCAGUCCCUGCUGCUGAAAAACAUCCCCACAGCAUGAUGCUGCCACCACCAUGCUUCACCGUAGGGAUGGUGCCAAAGCCCUUCUCCCCCGAUUGCUCAAUUCGGCCGGAUGGCCAGCUCUAAGAAGUGUCUUGGUGGUUCCAAACUUCUUCCAUUUAAGAAUGAUUGAGGCCACUGUGUUCUUGGGGACCUUCAAUGCUGCAGAAAUUUUUGGAGCGCCAAAAACCUUUUGACCACUAGUGUGUAGAUUGAGGAUUUAUUUUAUUUAGAAUAAGGCUGUAACGUAAAACAAAAUGUGGAAAAGGGGAAGAGGUCUGAAUUCUUUCCGAAUGCAUUGUAUAUCAGACAGCUGGUUACAUACGCCUAUACACAGCACAGCCUAUUUCCCAAAAAGGCCCAAUAAAAGCUUUCCAUUUGGUGUUAUUCAUAUAAUUCUCAUACUGUACCAUAGAAAAGUUGGAGUACUGUAUGUACAAAAAAUAAGUGUGUCAUUGGUCUUCCAAUUUCACCUGGAUUUCUAUUAGAACAGACAGGGUAGAUAUGGGAUGAUGAUAACCACUGGCUUGAUUUAUAUUUAAUGAGUGCUCAUGAAGAUGGAAGUCAAGUUUUAAAUUACUUCUCAACUGAGCACACCCAAAAUAUUGGCUACAGAUGCCCUAGCAAAGACCAGGGGUGGCUCAUCCAGCCCACUUAGAACAUGAAUUUGCAAAAAUUUCUAAAAACCUGUUUUCGCUUUGUCAUUAUGGGGUAUUGUGUGUAAAUUGAUGAGGGAAGAAAACAAUUUAAUCCAUUUUAGAAUAAGGCUGUAACAUAACAAAAUGUGGGGGUCUGAAUACUUUCCGAAGGCACUGUAUGAAUUAAUGUUUGUAAAAAAAAAAAAAAAUUUAAGUUAACGUUGAGAGAUGACUGUCUACCGGUAGGCUAUGCCUUGCUUGGUGAAAGGAAAUGUUCUAGGUUAAAAGUAAAUUUGAUGUAAUAAAUUAUAAUCAUGUCCUAUUCUAACUAAAACUAUGUAUGACAAGGAAAGUUGGAAAACUGAAAAUGUUUUUUUUCUUAUUGUCUCUUUUCAGGUUUUGAAGAAGAUUGCUAAAUUCAUCCAGGAGCAGAAUGAUAAGAUCUAUGCUCCACGAGGUCUGCUCCUCACUGACCCUAUUGAGAGAGGCCUCAGAGUUGUAUCCUUCUUCACAAAGCAGUUUGAUAGCCAUUAA